UUCACUUAAUAUUCACGAUACCUUCAUAAAGACCUGUUUGGAAGUUAAAACUAAAAUUGAUGACAUGGGUGACAACAAAAUCACAGAUUUCGGGCAUAACGAUAUGUUUAUUAAAAGCGAAAAUGAUGUAAUAGAAUUAGGAGAUGAAGAGAGGAUGGAAGGUUUGGUUAAAAUCGAACUAGAGACAGAAGAAAUGCAGAUAGAAACUGUUGAAAUUGACAUAAAAAGUGAAGAAAACGACUGGAGAAGUGGCAAUGGAAUAAUUGCAACUAAAGUGAGGCGCAAAGAGGAAGAUGUGGGACAAAUAAAGAAUGAGUAUAUACAUAUGUCUGAGACAGCAGAAAUUCAAAUAAACAAACGUAAAACUGCUUUAGACAUACCAUCAUAUAAUAGCGAAUACAAAACUGAGUUCAACAGUAGUGUAAAAGCUGGUCAGGAAUUCAUAUAUUAUAAGAAAAGUUUCAUGUGCCAGUUAAUAAACGAAGACCGAAUGUACAGAUGCAAAAUGUGUGAUUAUGAAAGUACAGUUAAGGGACGUCUAAACGUACAUCAGUUGAGGCACAAAAACCCUUUAGAAAUCCAAAUGUACAAGUGUGAUGCUUGUGGUUAUGAAACUAAAUACAAGACAGAUCUAAAACGGCAUCAGUUAUCACACAAAGACCCUUCCGAAAUACAAAUGUGGAAGUGUGAUAAGUGUAAAUAUGAAACUAAAUAUAAACAGAAUAUCAAAAAGCAUCAAUUAAGACAUAAGAAUUCCUCAGAAAUUCAACUGUACAAAUGUGAUACUUGUUUUUAUGAAACUAAAUAUAAGAGCCGUCUAAAAGACCAUCAAUUAUUGCAUAAAGACUCGUCCGAAAUCCAAAUGUAUAAAUGUGAUGUGUGUGAUUAUGAAACUAAAUAUAAGAAUCAUCUAAAAAGGCAUCAGUUGUUGCACAAGACCCCUUCAGACAUUCAAACGUACAAGUGCGAUAGGUGUAGUUAUGAAACUGAAUAUAAGAAUAAUCUAAAAACACAUCAGUUAAUGCACAAACACCCGUCAGAAAUCCAAAUGUACAAGUGUGAUAUGUGUGAUUAUGGAACUAAAUAUAAGAACCAUCUAAAAAGGCAUAAGUUAUUGCACAAUCCUUCAGAAAUUCAAAUGUACAAAUGUGAUACAUGUAGUUUUGAAACUAAAUACGAGAGGCAUCUUAAAUCACAUCAGCUGACACACGAAUAUUCCUCAGAAAUUCAAGUGUACAAAUGUGAUGCUUGUACAUAUGAAACCACAUCUAUGAAAUGUCUAAAAAAUCAUCAAUUAACCCACAAAGACCCUUCGGAAAUACAAAUGUACAAAUGUGAUAUAUGUAAAUUUGAAACCAAGUAUAAGCACAAUAUGAAAAAACAUCAAUUAAUACAUAACAUUCCCACAGCAUAAAAGUAGCAACAUUGCACUGACAAUAAACGUCCUGUGUAUCUGCCGAUACAUAAAUCAGAUGAUGAAGUAUUCAAAUAUAACAAAUGUGUUUUUGAAACCACAUCUUGAAACGUCCAGUUAGGCAUCAGUUAAUACACAAAGUAGUAUAGUCUGCAAGCAAUUAUAAGCAAUUUAAGUUAUCAACCAACAAAUUAGUUCAGGUUUGUUACUUGACUUGUUAUAUUAAUUUAUUUCUGUUUUAAGAAGGGAAAAAUGGAUUAUUUUAAUCAUCCAUUUUGAAAAAUAUUGUAAAUCAUAUUUCAUCAGAGAGAGAAAUGUAAAACAAGCAUUUUCAAAAUAAUUUUAAAUUAUUCCCGCUAAGCAUGAAAACAUCUCAUCAUU
This is a messenger RNA of Anoplophora glabripennis (Asian longhorned beetle), 1795 nucleotides long. Its product is annotated as zinc finger protein 90-like. Gene Ontology annotation, molecular function: RNA polymerase II cis-regulatory region sequence-specific DNA binding; DNA-binding transcription factor activity. The record is from RefSeq and is a predicted model, not a curated record. The transcript is spliced from 2 exons. Lineage: Eukaryota; Metazoa; Arthropoda; Insecta; Coleoptera; Cerambycidae. Gene Ontology annotation, biological process: regulation of transcription by RNA polymerase II. Bases 65 to 1414 code for a protein of 449 amino acids.